ACUUUCCGCUUUACUCAAGAAAAGGUCGUCAUUUUCCACCAUCUCUUUUAGCUUCUUAUUCCGAUCCCACAGCUUUUUUGAGUUAUUCAAGAUCCCAUGCAAAUUCACAAAUCAACAAAUUCCUAAUCAACCAAUAAUGGAUACCGCUAGCAGUAUUGGCUCUGCUCAGAGAGAAGUCAAGCCCAAAGCAGGGAAGGCCCCCACCAGGCUACAGAAGCACGCCCCGGCAUCUCUUCAGCUUGAUAAGAUUCCCGCCACCAGCCCUUUCUCUGGCGCCUCUGGUGAAACUCCAAAGGCGAUUCCUUUGCUGUCGCCGCUCGUUCUAUCCCCGGAACCAUUGCCGGAGACGGUGGAAAAAAGGUUGUCGGAGAGCGAGAAUGGUCAUGAGAAGAGAAGUCUGUGCUCACCAGCAGGAGGGUGGAAACAUCCGGCCGUGGCCACCUUCACCGAGCCGCCAAACCUGCUUGCUCUGCUUCAAUCACAAUGCGUACUGGUGGACAAUGUGCAGUGACAUUUUGGUGCUACAGCUGUAUAUUGAUUAAUGUUCUUCUGAUCAAUCAGUAUUUUUGUCGUGGUAGGUUUGUCAGUUUUGACGUUGCCGGUGUCUGCAAAUAGGGAUAAUUUCCUCCCUAUAUAUCCACCAUUUUUCUGCUUCUUUUUAUUGCAUUUUCUUGAAGAUGGCAUGCUUGUCGUCAUUGAUUUCUGCGAAUGUUUCUAAUGAUGUCAG
This is a messenger RNA of Corylus avellana, 727 nucleotides long. RefSeq lists its product as uncharacterized. The record is from RefSeq and is a predicted model, not a curated record. NCBI's taxonomy places the organism in Eukaryota, Viridiplantae, Streptophyta, Magnoliopsida, Fagales, Betulaceae.